AUGAUUUCGCAACAAAAUGUGUUAAUUCGAAUAUUUGAAGAAUUGGAUGAGGAAGAGCAGUGGCGAAUUGAGCACGCGAAACUGCACGAAAAGCAUCGAGGACAUGAACAAAUGCAUAUGGAAAUCUUUUUGAUACUGAUAGUAACAUUAGUUGUAGCACAAAUUGCAUUGGUACAGUGGAAGAAAAGGCACUUCAAAUCGUAUCAACUAUGCACACUUCUGGGCAUGUGGUUAAUUCCUGUAUUUAUAUGUGUCCAGAGAUAUUGGUGGAGAUUUUUGAUAACAUGGAUUGUGUACUCCAUAUUAUCAACAAUGGUUUGGUACAGGGCUACUCGUCCACAAAUAUCAGGCAAAACACCAAGAUUGGUUUAUAAAUGGUUCUUAUUUUUGCACAAACUAAGUUAUGUUCUCGGGAUAGCAGGAUAUAUUUUUAUUAUGUUCACAUUACUGGGUUUGAAUCAUAUAUUCGCCAUAAAAGCAAGGAUCUUAAUGGACGCUGGUUUGCUACUUUUGUUUUAUGGCUUAUAUUAUGGAGUAUUGGGUCGUGAUUUCGCUCAUAUAUGUACUGAUCGUAUAGCAUCUAAAAUUGGGUAUUACACAGAAGAAGGCUUACCCAGGAAAAUUCUUGAAGCAGAUGUCUGUGCAGUGUGUGGUAAUCAUCUUGAAAUAGACGAUACGGAAACCGACUAUGAAUCAACGUAUCGUUUGUCAUGUGGACAUUUGUUUCACGAAUUUUGCAUCCGCGGUUGGUGUGUUAUUGGUAAACAGCAGACAUGCCCGUAUUGCAAGGAGAAAGUCGAUCUUAAAAGGAUGUUUAAGCAUCCAACAAGAUUAGAAAUCCAGACAAAGCAGGCAGGACGUUCUUUCUUGAUAACCACUGAUUAUUGGUCAUCCCAGAUGUCGACAACAACAUUAAAGAAAUAUGGUUUGAUUUUAAAAAAGCCAUCUGAACUUCUGAAACCGGUCGUUAAGCCAGUUGCUGCAGCAUUUACAAGUGACGACGAUGAUGGAGUCGAGACUGCAUCAUCAAGCGAGAUCACUUCAUCGACAGUGCGUGCAAAAAUGCAAGCAAAACGUGAGCAUGAAAGAGCACUUGCGGAAGACCCAACAAUUUUUGAUUAUGAUAACGUAUACGAUGAAUUACAAGCAAAAAAAAAUCAAAAAGUUGCAGAAAUUAAAGCUGCAGAUAAGGAACGAAAGUCAAAGUACGCAGAGCAGAUUCUCGAAGCACACAAAAAGCGUUUACUUGCACAGCAAAGUCGAGAAGAGCGUAAACAACAGAAAGAACGUGAAGCAGAAGCUGGACAAUUUGAUGAUAAGGAGAAAUUCGUGACAAGUGCAUAUAAAAAACAGUUAACAGAAAUGGAAAAUUUCCGUUUACAAGAAGCAGUUGACAAUCGACUUGAUGGUUGGUUCAUUUUCAUUUUCUAGUUGACAGCAGUGGAAAAGCAAAAUAGUGGUGUGUGGAAAGGUGGCUUUUAUAGGACGCUGUUGGAUGAUAUUGCUGGAGAUAAUACAAUCAAAACUAAAGGAAACGACAUAAAGCAAGAGAUGAUAAGUCCCGUAAAUCUGCAACAGAUAAUCGUGGAUCCCGCCGAGCAUGCUAAAAAGCUUUCUUCUUUGCGGAAAGACAGCAACAGUGAUGACAGAUUUCUGGAAUUGUCCACUGAUAAGCCGACGAAGAAAUCGAUAUAUUCCGAUGAUUCAGACGAAGAGACAGAGUUGGACAGCGCAGUAUCAGUAGACCUGAAGCCUGGUUUAAAUAUUUUGAAACCGCAAGUCAAAAAACCAACAAAGGCGGAACAAAUUCGACGGCAUUUCACGCCAUCUCCAGAUCAUCUGGCAGCAAGCACCAGCAGCGAUAAGGAGUUGUCAAAGGGGCGGAAAAAACGAGUGGAGGGAUACGAACAUGGCAGAGAACACAGCAGUGGAAGACAGCGACAGGAAAAAAGCUCUAAAUUGCGCAGAGAAAAAAGUUCUGCAAGACAUCACGAUAAAUUUCGUGAACACCAUUCUUUGGAAAAAAAGGAUCAUAAGAAGUCUGAAGAAAAACAAAAAGUUGAAAAAGAGGAGAAUCAUAAACUGAGGGAAAAAACUGUGAAGGAGAAAACUAAAGAAGAAAGACUGCAAAUAAUCAAAACAAUAUUAGCUCAUCGGAAUGAUUCAAAGAAAAUUGAAGAAAUUCGACAAAGAUACCUCGAACGAAAAAAAGAAAAAGUUGUUCCUUUGCCAUUGUAA
Acanthocheilonema viteae is the source of this 2238-nucleotide messenger RNA. Lineage: Eukaryota; Metazoa; Nematoda; Chromadorea; Rhabditida; Onchocercidae. The record is from the annotation of a GenBank genome assembly.